Molecule: messenger RNA, 1400 nt
Organism: Ceutorhynchus assimilis (cabbage seed weevil)
Lineage: Eukaryota; Metazoa; Arthropoda; Insecta; Coleoptera; Curculionidae
Source: the annotation of a GenBank genome assembly
GGUCUGAAGAGACCUAAUUGAACCCUUUUUUGGACUACCACAACCAUAACCUCACAAAAAGCGCUUUUGUUUGUUUUUGUUUAGUUUUUACUGUUUUUAGUUUUUCAUUUUCAAGAAAAUGAGCCAAAAAACGCCAAAAAGGCCAUCCCAAGACACAUGCCCGGGAUUUUCACCAAUAACAUUACACAAAAGCCCCGCAGCUCAAUCGCCCCAAAGGAACUUAACAGGACCUCCAAGAGUUAUUCGAGAUAUAAUAGCCGAUUUAUAUAACAACGUACAACGGUGGAAUAAGUUGCACAUUCAAGGAUGUGCUUUGGUCAAACAAAUCGCUGCAAUUAAAGCAGGCGAUCCUAGGAAGUAUUCGAGUCAACUAGAAGAGUACACAACCGAGCUAUAUGGAGUAUUUUCAGGCCUUAAACUUAAUAAUGAAAUUUUUAUACUGUUAAUUAGUCAGUCAGAGGCUUUUUCUAAGUUGCCAAAUGUUUCUGAUCCGGUAUUCUUUUCAUUGAGCGCUUCAAGCAUUUCAAAAUUAAUUAGAGAAAUAUGUGAAGCAUAUGGAAAAGAAAUUCAGGCAAAGCGGACCAUUCUGGAAAAUAUCGCACACUCCAAAACAAAAAACGAGGCAAUGUUUCUAGCUGCCUAUUGGACACACCAGUUAAAUGUUACCGAUAAUAUCACCUUUAAACUAGAAUCUUUAUUAGUGGAAUCUGGCCAUAGACUAAUACAAUAAAACAAAAUGUGUUAGUCAAUUCAAUCAAUAAAUAAUUUAUUUUGUAAGUAUAAAAAAAAUAUAGUUUAGUCCAAAAAGUAUUGUAAAUUUGUACAAAACAGUAAUAAUUUUAAAAAACAAAUAAUUAGUUUUAAUUAACAAAUUUUGGAAUAAAUUUUUUUAUCAAAAGACACGAUACAAUAAAAUAUGGGUUACAAACCAACCUACUAGAUAAUUUUUAUGGCGUUUUUCUUUUUCCUUAAUUUUAAUUCAUGCAUAAACAAAUAAAUUCCUUAAACAAUAAACAAAAACUACAAACAUCAUAGCAUGCAACAAAGAUAUCAAUUAAAUUCCCAUAAAAUAUAAAAUUGGACUAAAAUAUUAACAAACAGAUAAAUAAAAAUAAAGUCAAAAUGUACCUAAAAUUUUUCUCGCAAUAGGUAUUUUGAUUAUUGUUUUUUUAAUCAUCACAUCACUGAAAUCUUAUCUAAUCCCUAUUCAAAAUCGAUUGCACCUUGUUUUGAUAAUGGAAUGAUGCAUAAAAAAGUAUGCAUUAAGGCACGUAAUACAGGUUUUAAAUAAUAAAACCCUAACAAUUAUUGCUUCAUAAUUUUCUUUGAAAAACCAUUUUAUUUUGUGGUAACCCCUGGGUUCAAUAUUGAUAUCAUACACCUUCCAGGGCUGUGGCCAA